AUUGCAGGUAACUUGGUAACAGUGAUCGCACUGUUAAAAUACACAAGACUAAGACGACAUGCCACGACUGCAUUCGUUAUAAGUCUCAGCAUCUCAGACCUGAUUUUUUCUGCCGUAAAUAUGCCACUGACUGCAAGCAGAUAUUUAAACGAGGCGUGGGUGCUUGGUGAUACUCUAUGCAAAAUAUUUCCGCUGUUCUUCUAUGGGAACGUGGCAGUAUCUUUGCUUAGUAUGGUGGCGAUUACAAUAAAUCGGUACAUAUUAAUAUCACGAUCAGAAAUGUACGCGCAGCUGUAUACAACGCAACGAAUCAUCCUGAUGCUAAUCGCCAUAUGGACGCUCAGUUUUUCUUUGCUUUUGCCACCAUUACUCGGUUUCUGGGGAACUUUGGGCUUGGAACCGACAACAUUUUCCUGCACUAUCCUUAAGAAGAACGGCACCAGCCCGAAGAAGUUCCUGUUUGCUCUAGGAUUUAUCGUACCCUGCGUUGUGAUAAGUGUUUCUUAUUUAUGCAUUUAUUGGCGUGUGAGGAAAAGUAGGCAGAAUUUAAAGACGCAUGCAGGUAUUUCGAGGAAAAAAUCUGUAGGUUUCCAACGAAGGGAAGACUCAAGAGUAACUAGACUGAUGUUAACCAUAUUUCUCUGCUUCCUGUUGUGCUUCAUGCCACUGAUGCUGGCUAACGUAAUCGACGAUAAAAUGAAAAUUCCUAUUUUACACGUGAUUGCAUCUGUAUUAGCAUGGGCCUCAUCCGUUAUCAAUCCUUUCAUCUAUGCUGGCACUAACAAACUUUAUAGAGAGGCAUAUAAACAAAUCUUGUGUUCAGUUUCUGGAAAGACACCGAAGAUGAGCUCAAAGCCGACUCAUUCGCAUUCGAGCAAAGUAUCGACACCCCAAGGGACCUAAAAAUGAUAUAAAAUGUUCAUUGUAAAUAGUAAAUAUAACGCAUUGACGGUUAAAUACGAUCAAUUUCAGAUUCGCGGACAAUAAAUAGACUUAGUACCUACUAUUCAGAGCUGGGAAGAUUGCGCUUAAAAGAAAUGUAAUUUAUGUUACUUAUAUUGUGGAAGAGCCCAUCUGUUUUCGUUAUAAGCUCAAAAGUAUGACUCGCACGUAUUUAUUAAUUAUUGACAGAGUCGCGUGUACUAAUAAACUUGCAUAAUCCAAAAAAGUCAAUAGAGUGAACAAAAUGAAGUUGCAACAAAUCAAAUAUUUGAAUACUCGAAUUUAGUUUAUAACUCUAGAACAAAGACGUCUGUUGCUUCUGUGUCAUCCUGUGAGCUGUUAUUCCAACUCUGAAUAGUACAUAGAAUACAUAGGAUAUGUAGAUACUCGGAUAUUUACUAGGUACUGUUUACUAUACAUAGUAGUACUAGGAUAUUUAUACAAUAGGAUAAGUAUAGAAAGGCAUUUUCAUUAUAAAAGAUAAUAAUUAAAAUUCAAUCGUAACCUUUUAGAAAUUAGGUUUGAUUAGAAAGAAUUUUUUAAAUUCGAUCAAAACCAAUAAUAUUAAAAAUUCUUUAAUAAAAUUUUGGAAAUCGAACUUAAGCUAAACCACUACAUAUCUGAAUAAAUCAGAAGUGCCUUAUAAGACUGAGUUCUAAAUUUUUAGAAGUUAGAUCUGUUUAGAAAUACAUAAUAUAAUAUUCAAUUGUAACAUUCCGGAAAAAGCGUAUUAAGAAUGAUUGUUAGAAUUUAGUUGUAAUAUUUCAGAAAUCAAGACUUACCGCAGAUAAUUUUUUAAAUUUUUCUUAACAUAUUAAUAAUAAUCAAA
Molecule: messenger RNA, 1771 nt
Organism: Megachile rotundata (alfalfa leafcutting bee)
Lineage: Eukaryota; Metazoa; Arthropoda; Insecta; Hymenoptera; Megachilidae
Gene: Tre1
Product: Trapped in endoderm 1
Biological process (GO): G protein-coupled receptor signaling pathway
Cellular component (GO): membrane
Molecular function (GO): G protein-coupled receptor activity
Source: RefSeq, a predicted model, not a curated record